UUUGCCCAGCCCUCCUCAUCGUCAGGAUGGGGGUAUGGCAAUUCGGUAAUUAUGCCCUCCCAUCUUUUUUGCCCUUGCAUGGAGAGGAUUCGGGCUUUCUAUAAAUUUCUUCUUGGUCCUCUCUACAUUUUGAAACGAAAGAAUGGCAUCGCACUCUGUCAUCUCGCCGCUUGAACCCAUGAGCAAAGAGAGUCUGAUAGCUCAGACUGAAAAGGACAUGUUCAAGGCCUUGGAGGAGAUGAAGUCAACAUUAACCGAUCAAGUUUUUAUGGAAAUUGAUAUACAUGAUGUCAUAAAAACCGUCGCUGAAGGUAUUGAAAAAAAUAAAAUUGCUGAUACUGAAGUAGUGCCCAUCCUAUGGGAUGCACUAAUGGAUACAAUUCUCUAUAUUGACGGCAGAGAGGAUCCGGUAUUAAUUGAGUGGCUUGUAUGGCAAAGGGUGUUAUCGUGGUCCCAACUUUUGAGUGUAUUUUGCAUAACUGAAGAGUGUGAACUUGAGCUGCUUAAGCAAGUCCAUAGACGAUCUAUCAAGGAGCAACGACUGCAAGGGUCGUUCGAGGAGGUUGUUGAUAUCCUAUACACAAAUGAUGUGCUUACCGCCCGUACUAUUCAUAACUGGUUCUAUUACCACAUAAGUGAGGUUGACAGGGAAGAAGCUUUUGUGAAAGAUCUAAAGCCAGUAGUCGAUUCAAUGGAGAAAAAAAUGUUGGAACUUGCAUUGCCAAGGGCAUGAUCGGAAAAUGCUGAGUAAAACGGAACAUAUUGUGUAUGUCAGAACUUAUCUUGUGCGUGUCGUGUCUGUGUGGUUCAUGUAACGAGUAGGAUAGCAUUAUUCCCUUGCUCUUUAAGAACCUCUUGAGUGAAGACGCAAUCGGUACCCUUCGUUUCUCCUUAAUUUUUGACUCCUGUUAAAUUGCGUAAGAGGAAAUUCUGUUUUAUGUUUGGUUU
Messenger RNA from Asparagus officinalis (garden asparagus), 948 nucleotides. RefSeq lists its product as uncharacterized. The record is from RefSeq and is a predicted model, not a curated record. Bases 143 to 733 code for a protein of 196 amino acids. NCBI's taxonomy places the organism in Eukaryota, Viridiplantae, Streptophyta, Magnoliopsida, Asparagales, Asparagaceae. Gene Ontology annotation, cellular component: membrane; cytoplasm. The transcript has 4 exons.